AUGCAUCGCGCAUCCUCCUUGAUGAUGAUGAUGAUGUUCUCCGUUCUAGUUUUGGUCUUCAUGGCUUCUGCCUUCCCCAGCAUGGCCGAUGUAAUCGAGACUAGACAAGCUGUGCCACCAGUCCCGCUUCCUCUCAGCCAGGUCAUGAUGUUGCAGAACGAGCCCAACUGUGGCAUCAUUCCCUGCCCUACCUUUGACGCCGCUGACCAGUUCGUUGACGUCCGCCCUGGCACUCCUCACCAAUUCGUCCCUCCAACCGCAUCGGAUAGGCGUGGCCCUUGUUCUGGACUUAAUGCUGCUGCCAACCACGGAUUCAUCCCCCACAAUGGCAUUGGCACUGUGACACAAUGUCUUCAACAAGCCUACAAUAUGGAUAUCCCUCUUUCAACUGUGCUCGCUACAAUCGGGGUUGCCUUGACUGGUGAUGUGCUUGGUGGUACAUGGUCUAUUGGAGGUCCAUACUCAGCUGGACUACUAGGAAGCCUUCUCUCAAGCCCAAAGGGUCUCUCGUACUCACACAACUUGUAUGAAACAGACGGUUCAGUCACACGCGCGGAUGCAUACAUGAACAACGGAGAUUCUUCCACUCUCCAAAUGGACCGCUUCAUGGCCUUGUACAACCGUUCGGAGCUCUACACUCUGGAUAUCAUGCGUCAACACAACAAGGCUAUGCGUGACUGGUCUGUCCAGAAUAACCCAUACUACUUCUCAGCGGCAAGUCACGUAGCCGCCCCGUUUGCCGGACUUGUCGCUCCGAUCGCUCAUACGUUGAUCCCUCUGAUGUUCUCAAACCACUCCGCGGAAAACCCCAACGGCUACAUUGAUCGGGGGAUUCUCAAAUCUUUCCACGGUAUCACUGGUCCAGAGGGCGCGUUUAAGUACACGCCAGGUCACGAACGAAUCCCAAACAACUGGUACAGACGACCUUCGUACAAUCGACUUGGAAUUGUAAACGGAUUUGCGGACUUGGGAGUUACGGCAGCUCGUUUCCCAGAGCUCAUCUCUAUCGGUGGUAAUACAGGUACCGUGAAUUCCUUCGUCGGUGUCAACCCCAAAGAUAUUUCCGGCGGCGUAUUUAACGCAACUACCCUUCUGCAAGGGAACAACCUGGCCUGCUUCGUCCUCCAAGGAGUUCAAGCUGCCACACCAUCGAUUCUGUCGGGUCUGGUCAGCACUUUGAGUCUUUCAAACAUCCUUCAACUUCUGGGGAGCGUCAUUAACCCCGCCGUGGCCUCGCUAACCUGUCCAUCGAUGAGUACUAUUUACACUUCCCAACUCAACCAGUGCCCUGGGCGCAACUAUCGCCCGGUGCCCUGA
This is a messenger RNA of Drepanopeziza brunnea f. sp. 'multigermtubi' MB_m1, 1317 nucleotides long. The record is from RefSeq and is a predicted model, not a curated record. NCBI's taxonomy places the organism in Eukaryota, Fungi, Ascomycota, Leotiomycetes, Helotiales, Drepanopezizaceae.